Molecule: messenger RNA, 1653 nt
Organism: Mytilus trossulus (common blue mussel)
Lineage: Eukaryota; Metazoa; Mollusca; Bivalvia; Mytilida; Mytilidae
Exons: 1
Coding region: 1-1653 (550 amino acids)
Source: RefSeq, a predicted model, not a curated record
AUGGAAAAGUAUAUUUCUUUUUCAUUAGGAUGUAUGGAUUUUAUAGACUCUCUACAGUUUAUUUCUUCCUCAUUACAAAAGCUCGUGGAAAACCUGGCAAAAGAAGGGUCGAGUAAAUUUAGACAUAUGACAAGCCACUUUGGAGAAGAACAGAUAAGUCUACUUCUGCGAAAACAAGUAUACCCAUACGAGUAUUUUGAUUCCGAGGCAAGGUUUGUGGAAACUCAACUACCACCGAUUGAAGAUUUUUAUAGUACACUAUCGGGAGAAGGUAUAACCACACUGGACUAUGCGCAUGCACAACAUGUAUGGCAAUUGUUUAACAUACAGAAUCUUGGACAGUACCACGAUCUAUACGUUCUAUCAGAUGUCCUUGCAUUAGCCGACGUUUUUGAAAAUUUCAGGGAGAUCUGUCUCAACUACUAUGGAUUGGAUGCUGCACAUUUCUACACCUCGCCCGGUUUAGCCUGGCAAGCUGCCUUGAAAAUGACAGGUGUGAAUUUAGAAUUACUCACUGACGUAGACAUGCAUUUGUUUAUAGAGAAAGGUUUAAGAGGGGGAAUAUCAACGAUAUCCCAGCGUCAUGCCAAAGCUAACAAUAAAAAUGUUCCAAAUUACGACGAAAAUGAACCAAAUAGCCAUGUGAUGUACCUAGAUGCCAACAACUUAUACGGAUGGGCCAUGUCUCAGGCUCUUCCUGUUAAAGACUUCAAAUGGCUAGACGAUUGUGAAAUUGAAAACCUUCAUAUAAGUGACAUUGCAGAUGAGAAUGAAAAUGGAUAUAUACUAGAAGUUGACCUAGAAUAUCCAAUCGAAUUGCACGAUGACCUAAGCGAAUAUCCACUCGCUCCCGAAAAGUUGAAGGUAACAGAUGAAAUGUUAUCGCCCUAUGCGAAAAAGCUAUUGGAAGAUUUAGAUUUAAAAGGAACUUCGACAGAAAAAUUGAUACCGAAUUUAUAUCCAAAGAAAUACGUGGUACAUUAUAGGAAUUUGAAACUCUACUUAUCACUUGGAAUGAGACUUACCAAGAUUCAUAGGGUACUCGCGUUUGAACAACGACCCUGGCUCAAAAAAUAUAUCGAUUUUAACACAGAGAAAAGAAAGCUUUCAAAGAAUGACUUUGAGAAGGAUUUUUUUAAACUCAUGAAUAAUGCAGUCUUUGGAAAAACGAUGGAAAAUUUAAGGAAGAGAACAGAUAUAAAGCUUUUAAGUGAUCAGUCUAAAGCAAGAAAAUUAAUCAGCAAACCAACGUUUCAUGCCUUUAAAAUAUUCAACGAAAACUUGGUGGCAGUUCACAUGAUGAAACAACGAUUAUACUUGAACCGACCCAUUUACGUGGGCUUCGCUAUACUCGAUUUGUCAAAGACACUAAUGUAUGACUUUCAUUAUAUCUAUAUGAAGAACAAAUAUGGACCCAAGGCAACACUUUUAUUUACUGACACAGACUCAUUAUGCUACACCGUUAGCACUAAUGAUAUAUAUCAGGAUAUGAUGGAGGACAAUCACUUGUUUGAUACAUCAGAAUAUGACCCAAAUCAUCCACUACAUAGCACAUUGAAUAAGAAAGUGUUAGGAAAGAUGAAGGAUGAAACACAUGGUAUUCCCAUACAGGAAUUUGUCGGUCUCAAGUCCAAGAUGUACAUUGAUAUAUGA